AUGCAGUUGUUGAAGGAGGAAUUCCAUUUAACAGGAAACAUCUUCACAUCUACAAAGGGUUUUCAAGACAAGAACCUCACACAACUUGUUGAUGUUGGUGGUGGCUUUGGAGUGGCCCUUAAUCUGGUCACAUCUAGAUAUCCCCAUAUAAGGGGAAUCAAUUACGACUUGCCCCAUGUCGUAAAUCAUGCCCCUUCCUAUCCUGGUGUGGAACAUGUUGGAGGAGACAUGUUUGCUAGUGUUCCAAGUGGGGAUGCCAUUUUUAUGAAGUUGAUACUUCAUGAUUGGAGCGAUAAGCACUGCCUAAAGCUGUUGAAGAAUUGUUACAAAGCUAUUCCAGACAAUGGAAAAGUGAUUGUUGUGGAAGCACUACUUCCAGCUAUGCCAGAUACUAGCACUGCUGUGAAAAGCACUUCCCAGUUUGAUGUGUUUAUGAUGACUCAAGUUCAGGGAGGGAAGGAGAGGAGUGAACAAGAACUCAUGGCCCUGGCAACUGGUGCUGGAUUUAGUGGCAUCAGAUAUGAAUGUUUUGUCUGUAACAUUUGGGUUAUGGACAGAUAUGAAUGUUUUGUCUGUAACAUUUGGGUUAUGGAGUUCUUUAAGUAA
Messenger RNA from Prunus armeniaca (apricot), 606 nucleotides. The record is from the annotation of a GenBank genome assembly. NCBI's taxonomy places the organism in Eukaryota, Viridiplantae, Streptophyta, Magnoliopsida, Rosales, Rosaceae.